This is a messenger RNA of Coffea eugenioides, 981 nucleotides long. RefSeq names its product zinc finger MYM-type protein 1-like. The transcript has 2 exons. NCBI's taxonomy places the organism in Eukaryota, Viridiplantae, Streptophyta, Magnoliopsida, Gentianales, Rubiaceae. The coding region runs from base 1 to 981 and encodes 326 amino acids. The record is from RefSeq and is a predicted model, not a curated record.
AUGGAGAGAUUCUUUAAACCUAAACGAGUCCGUAGUGGUGAAUCUUCAAAUGAGCCUAAUAUUAGUGAACCAGUUCAAAAUCAAUCUUGUGUGGAAUUGAAUUUAAAUGAUAUUGUUAGUGAUCCGAGAUUACGAAAAUCAGUUGAGAAAUUUGAUAUUUCUCUUCGAGACCAUGUCCGAAGAGAGUAUUUGACUAGGGGACCUUGCCAACCGAUUGGCCAUAUGUAUCCAAAAACAUCAUUUGGUAAACAACAUAGAAAUUUCCAAGAUAGUUGGUAUCAAAAGUUUGUAUGGUUAGAGUAUAGCAUAUCGAAAGAUGCGGCGUUUUGCUUUUGGUGCUUUCUUUUCAAAACACAAAAUAAGGGAGGUCGAUAUGCAGAGGAUGCCUUUACAAAAACGGGAUUCAAUAAUUGGAAAAAGGCAAUGGAAAGAUUUAAUGAACAUAUUGGAGCUGUGAAUAGUUGCCAUAAUGAUGCUAGAAUACAGUUUGAAAGUUUUCAAGAUCAAAGGCAUAGUGUGUCAAAUGUGCUACGAUCUUGUGGGCGCGAAAUAGAUAUUGCAUAUCGCACCCGUUUAACUGCUGCUCUGGAUGUGACCCGCUUUCUUUUGAAGCAAGGAUUGGCUUUUCGUGGAAAUGAUGAGUCAACUAGUUCUUCAAAUAGAGGCAAUUUUCUUGAAUUGUUUGAGUGGUAUAGCCAGCGAAAUACUGAGAUUUUUGAGGUUGUAAAUCAAAAUGCUCCUGCAAAUAAUCAACUAACUUCUCCAAUGAUUCAAAAAGAUAUGGCACAUGCUUGUGCCUCAGAGAUCACAAGUGUUAUAAUCAGUGAUAUUGGAGACAAUUAUUUUUCCCUAAUAGUUGAUGAGUCUCGAGACAGUUCAGUGAAAGAGCAAAUGGGAGUUGUUUUGAGAUAUGUGAACAAAGAAGGGCGUAUGCAAUUGAUUCUUUAUUCGCGCAACACGGAUUAUCAUUAUCCAAAUUGA